AAACGAACCGUCGGUUGGUUAUUCAACGGAAGGAAGGGAGAAAAAAAAACCGUCGGCGGGAGACCUUCUCCCAAAUCUGAAACCCCACAAACAGUGAAGAAUUCAGAUCUGGAACCCGAACCACAAGUGACCAAUUUCCCCAAUCGAUCCAGCGUCGAGACCCGGCGGGAGCUUGAAAUCAAAGGGGGACUGUUCCCUCGGCCACUCCGCCCGGCGACGAAAAAGCGACAUUACAGCCAACGCCGCGACAAUGCAGCUUCUCCGUACCUCCCCGCACCUCCUCUGCUUUCUCACUCUGCUUCUCGCCUCCAAAAUGUCCGCCGUUUCCGCCUCCGGCCAGGUUCCGGCUCACAAGCCGGUUUCCGACCAGCACUGGUACCCCGCCACCGCCACCUGGUACGGCAGCCCCGAAGGCGACGGCAGCGACGGGAUAGGAGGCGCGUGCGGGUACGGGUCGAUGGUGGACGUGAAGCCGUUCCGGGCCCGGGUCGGGGCGGUGAGCCCGGUUCUAUUCCGCAACGGGGAAGGCUGCGGUGCCUGCUACAAGGUCCGGUGCUUGGACAAGAGUAUUUGCUCGCGCCGGGCGGUGACGGUAAUCGUCACCGACGAGUGCCCCGGCGGCUACUGCUCCAACGGCCGGACCCACUUCGACCUCAGCGGCGCCGCCUUCGGAAGGAUGGCCGUCUCCGGCGAGGGCGGCCAGCUCAGGAACCGCGGCGAGCUCUCCGUCAUUUACCGCCGGACGGCGUGUAAGUAUCCGGGGAAGAACAUAGCGUUCCAUGUGAACGAAGGGUCGACGAAUUACUGGCUUUCUCUGCUGGUGGAGUUCGAGGACGGCGACGGCGACGUUGGUUCCAUGCACAUCCGACAAGCGGGCGGGAGUGAGUGGAUGGAGAUGAAGCACGUCUGGGGUGCAAACUGGUGCAUAAUUGGGGGCCCAUUGAUGGGCCCAUUCUCGGUGAAGCUCACCACUCUGUCAACGGGCCGAUCCCUCUCGGCCCGGGAUGUGAUCCCGGGGAAUUGGUCGCCCAAGGCUACCUACACUUCUCGACUCAACUUCUCUCCUUCCAAGCCAUGAACAUGAAUCAAGGCAUUUGGGGACUCUCUGUUUCAUGGGUUUUUGAAGAAAAUUAGCCCCUUGGAUUAUAUGCUAUCUUUUCGAGGGUCUAAUAUAUCUUUUUUUUUAUGUUUUUUUUUUUUUUAACCUUUGCAAGGUCGAGUGUGUUUUGUUUGUUUGUGUGUUUGUAGCCCUCUCCAAAGGGAGAGUGAGCUGUAUUUACUUGUCUCCAUAGGGUUACGUAAUGUAAUGUAAUGGGUUGGUUGUUUUGCUUUCGGGUUGUUCUUGUUUUGGUGCAAGUUUUUAUUGUUCUUGUUGUUGUAGGACCUCGUACCCUACGCAACGGGUCUUGAAAUCAAUGAGAACUACUUGCUUGGAUUGAAUAAGGUACUAUUUUUCUUUUGUUCCUUCUGUUAUACGUCCAAUCAAGGUCAUGAUUAUGACCCAACUUCUUCACAACUGUGAUGAGGACAAAAUUAAAAGACAC
This is a messenger RNA of Linum tenue, 1544 nucleotides long. Lineage: Eukaryota; Viridiplantae; Streptophyta; Magnoliopsida; Malpighiales; Linaceae. The record is from the annotation of a GenBank genome assembly.